GGUGUGUGCGUGUUGUUUAUGUUGCUGUCCUGUGGCUUUUAAAGCCUUAUCAGCGUUAUCUCGUGACUCGCGAAUCCUUUUAAUGGUUUCAAAAACUGUUCCCAGCAUUCCACGGUGAUGAUGGUUCCCUCCAAAAUGUUGCGCCAUCCCCUAGUGCGGGGAAUGGUAACCUACACAUUUCUCUGGCCUACGGCGAAUCUCGUUCAGCAAAGUUUGGAGGGAAAACGCUUCGGAUCCUUCGAUUACGCUCAAUGCGCACGGUACGGUAUUUAUGGAGCGCUGUACGUGGCCCCAACCCUCUACGGAUGGGUGCGGUUGUCCUCGAUGAUGUGGCCUCGAAUGGAUUGGAGAACGGCAAUCGGGAAAGCGUUGGUCGAACAAGCUACGUACGGUCCGUUCGCUGGAGUAAGCUUCCUUUUCGUGAUGACGCUGCUGGAAGGACGGUCGGCAAGCGAGGCAGCGCGAGAGGUGCAGCUGAAGUUUCCACAUACCUAUGCCGUUGGACUAACUGUAUGGCCGUUUGUUCAAACAAUUAACUUUGCCCUCGUACCCGAACGGCAUCGCGUGCCAUUUGUGGCGGCGUGCAGCUUCCUCUGGACGGUAUUUCUUGCUUCGGUAAAGCAACAAGAUCCCGAAACGGGCAUUCCAACAACCAAAUAGUGUGACCUGGCGUUUCUCAUUAGUUGCCACGUGAUAGUGCUCCACCCCUAGGUAAUGGACAAAGUCCCAAACUCCAAUCUAUGGAUUAGAUUGCAUCGGUUAGCAUAGGAAAUAUAAUUUCAGCAGACAGUUAGGACAGGAAGGAUCGACGAGUGGGGUUUACGAAUUUUAGAUAUUUUUUGUAGAAACGAAUCCUUCAUUAUUAUUUGUUGUGUAAAUAACAUCAAUCUAGACAAAAUAUUACGGCAAACGAAAGUAUCUGAGUAUUAAGGAAAUUAGCUGUUAGCCCAUGACGAAGAACCAGAUAAUACGAUUGCCUGGGCGAAUCUGAAGGCUGAGCGUUCACUGAAUUAAAUACCAAUGAAAAGCGGUUUGUUAUUUGCAUGCAUAAAGUAUA
This is a messenger RNA of Anopheles darlingi, 1057 nucleotides long. RefSeq names its product mpv17-like protein. The record is from RefSeq and is a predicted model, not a curated record. NCBI's taxonomy places the organism in Eukaryota, Metazoa, Arthropoda, Insecta, Diptera, Culicidae. The coding region runs from base 118 to 660 and encodes 180 amino acids. Gene Ontology annotation, cellular component: cytoplasm; membrane. The transcript has 2 exons.